Messenger RNA from Strigops habroptila (Kakapo), 2383 nucleotides. It is a transcript of the gene GLIPR2, whose product is annotated as GLI pathogenesis related 2. The record is from RefSeq and is a predicted model, not a curated record. The coding region runs from base 157 to 621 and encodes 154 amino acids. The transcript is spliced from 5 exons. Gene Ontology annotation, cellular component: extracellular region. NCBI's taxonomy places the organism in Eukaryota, Metazoa, Chordata, Aves, Psittaciformes, Psittacidae.
GCUUGUGUUGCUGAGUUUUCCCCGGCAGCGGUCGCAGGCGGAUGGAGAAGUUGAGCUGAAACUGCAAACACUUCGAACCCGGCACUUAGCGACGAAACUCGCUCAGCAGGAGAGGCAGCAGGUGAACUUAAAAAACCCCCAAACCAUCACUUGAUCAUGGGGAAAUCAGCUUCCAAACAAUUUGCUGAAGAAGUCUUGAAAGCACACAAUGACUACAGGAAGAAACACGGGGUCCCCCCAUUAAAACUCUGCAAGAAGUUAAACAGAGGAGCCCAACAGUAUGCAGAAGAACUAGCUACCACAAGGGUCCUCAAACACAGCUCUGAGUCUGCUAAUGGAAAAUGUGGAGAAAACCUAGCAUGGGCAUCUUAUGACCAACCAGGAAAGGAUGUGGCUGACAGAUGGUACAAUGAAAUAAAAAAUUACAGCUUUCAAAAUCCAGGGUUUUCUUCUGGGACAGGUCACUUCACAGCAAUGGUUUGGAAAAGCACAAAAAAGAUGGGAGUUGGAAAAGCAUCCGCUAGUGAUGGCUCAACAUUUGUGGUGGCUAGAUAUGAUCCAGCUGGAAAUGUAGUAAAUCCAGGCUAUUAUGAAGAAAAUGUCCUUCCUCCAAGAAAAUAACUUCCUUUCCCCCCCCCCCCUUUUUUUUUUUUUUUUUAAAAAGGUAGCCUUAUUGUUUAAUGACAAGUGAACCUGGAUUUGGACUUAACAGUGUUUGAAAUGAAGCACGAUUCAAUGAAAUUUCCUGUUUGAUACUGCUGUUCACUUCUCAUUACAGAGAAAGCAAUUACAUGUUGCUCGAGUCAGUCUGCACAUUAGGUCCCUGUUGUUUCUGAGGGAGCUUCAGUUUAUCUGAGGAUGAAGUAUAUGCAGAAUUUCUGAAGGGUAAAAUUUAUAAGUUGUUUUCUUUUUUAAUAGCUUGCAUGAACUCUGUGUCAGCAUGUGAGUAAGCCACAUGUUGGAUGUCUUUUUUUUAAGCAAGAACAUUUAUAGCUUUCUGUAAACUGAAGAUACCAGCUUGCAAUUAUAUCAUGUGCUCCCAGUUUUCCAGUGUUUUUUAAUAACUGUAAUUUCUUUGCUCUAUCUAUACCUCCUGCUACUGUGGGGCCUUCUCUCUGCAGAUAGAACAUAUGCAAAUCUGCCUGUAUGAAAGGUACACGUGUAAAAUGUAGUGGCAUUCAGACCUAUAUUUCUUUAUUAAGAGGAUCUCACAGAACACUAAAAUAUUGCUGGAAAAAUUGUAUCCAUCAAGCAAGCCAUAACUAAUGCAUGACUUGAAAGCUACUAGAAUUGUUUAAAUCCCAGUUACGUUUUAGGUGCUAAUAGUUAAAAUUCAUUUGAGAUGAGUGUGUUUCAAGUUCAAAUCCUGUCUCACAGUUUACAGUAUGUACAUUGUCUCAUAAUCAACUUGUUUACUUCUGUUACAGGAAGGUAAAAGACACUUUUUUCUCUUAGAUAUUUACGCACAAAUGAGUUUCUUUGAUGGAUUUUAUUUCUCAAUAACUUAUUUUUAUUUUCUAAGGAAUAUCUUCUGCAUGUGUUAUGCUAUACAGACAAUAACAUUCCCAAAGCAUCUCUUGUCUCCUUUAAUAAUGCCACAGUAGGAGGUAUUCACAUGGUCAUGAUUAAGAGAUUCACAUGAUCUUUGUUCAUAUCAUUCAAUAACAGUAAAAAUAUUUCACAUGCUGGAUUGAUGCCUUAAAAUAAAAAAAGAUCAGAUUGAAUUUACUUAAAAGCAAUCAAGCAAAAUUCCAAAGGACACUUUUUUUUCUCUUAAGAAACACAGAUUGGGCCCUUCUGGCCAGGCUUAUGUACUGUUUGAUUUGGGGUUUUGUUUUCUUUGUAAAUGUUUCCUUUGCCUUCUGCUGAGAUUCUGUAUGCCAGAAUUGAAGAGUGCCAUUAAAGAAAUACUUAUUUUUGUUUACAUAGUUGUAAUAAACUGCACUGUCAUGACUUGAUUAUAUGUCACUGUGAUGUUGUAUGUUACAAUCCUUUUGUUGUAACCAAGAAUUUAACACAUUUAACGAACAUCUGAAAACAAAAUAUUUUUGAAUAUGAAUUACUCAAGCCUUUGCCGUUACCUGAGUCUUUGUUGAAUAAUUUUCAAACUUUAUUUCCAGGACAUUAACAUAUGGCACAAUUACUUUUGCAACAUGGAGCAGAUAGUAUUCUAGUCCAGGAAAAAAAAGAUGAAACCUUCUAAGAAAUGCUAAAUCAAACAGCAGAUCGUACAUCAUCCCUUUAUAAAAAGAUUGAGCUAACCCUUGAAGCUGAGGAGGCGUACCUCUUUCUGUCUUGAACUCCUGCUUUGUAUCUUGUUUAAUUUCUGUGCUCCUUCUCUCAGUUGACAUGUUCUCAGUAAAGCAUACCCACUCGACUCCCA